GUCACUGCUUUCCAGGAUUGAAUCCCCCAGCCUGAGAUGAUAGAAAGUGACAUUACAUCCAUAAUGUCAGGAAUCAUUAGAAAUUCAGGGCAAAAUCAUCACCCCUUACCGCAGGAAUACAGACUCUUGGCUUCUGCCCCAUCCCAGUUGAGUGAAGACCUUCCAAGUGACUUGCAGUCCUUGUCAUGGCUGACCUCUGUUGAUGUUCCUCGCUUACAACAGAUGGCUAGUGGAAGAAUGGACUUCAGCAUCAGCUCUCAGGAGUCAAUGCUGCAGCAGACAGGUCCUGUGCCAGGUAAUAUGCAUUCAACAGGUGCUCCGGGAGCAAUGAUUCAGGUGCAGGCCAGUCUGCCACAGGGAAUUGUGGGACUGAAUACUAUUACAUCGCAUGGAGCAAACAUGAGCCAGUACACGGUCGGAGGGCAGCCAUCUCCUAGUUUACAGUCACAGCACUCGCUUUUCCCUGCUCCUCAUUCACAGCAAGUGUUUGCCAUCGCACAGAAUGCACAACAGUGUAACCCAGCUGCAAUAUACAAUGCAUCCUAUGGACCCCAUCCUCAAUAUUCUCAACCUCGCCUUGCCCCUCACACUGCUCAGGAAGUCCAUCCCAAACAUUAUCCCAAGCCAAUCUACUCCUACAGCUGCUUGAUUGCAAUGGCAUUAAAGAACAGUAAAACGGGCAGCCUCCCAGUGAGUGAGAUCUACAGCUUCAUGAAGGAGCACUUCCCCUACUUCAAGACAGCUCCCGACGGUUGGAAGAACUCUGUGCGCCAUAAUCUCUCCCUGAACAAGUGCUUUGAGAAAGUGGAGAAUAAAAUGAGUGGCACCUCACGCAAAGGCUGCCUGUGGGCCCUCAACCCUGCCAAGAUUGACAAGAUGGAAGAAGAGAUGCAGAAAUGGAAGAGGAAGGACUUGGCCGCUAUUCACAGGAGCAUGGCCAAUCCAGAGGAAUUAGACAAACUAAUCACCGACAGACCUGAGAACUGCAGGCGGCCUAGUAAACAGGCAGAAUCCGAAGUGUCCACACUGACUCACAUGACCGCAGCCCAAGGCCGAAUCUCCAUCUCCAAGCUGCAGCCCCAGCCCAUGACUCUCUCUCUGCAGUCCAUACCACUGCAUCACCAGAUCCAGACCCAGGCUCGCAUAGCCCCGGACUCACCGGCACCUGCCCAGACGCCUCCUCUCCAUACUCUGCCUGACAUGACCCAGAGUCCCCUUCCUCACCACCCAAUGAGCCGUGCACCCGCAGACUUCCUGAAUGCGACAGCAGAUAUGAACACCGAAGUGGAUGCUCUUGAUCCAAGCAUCAUGGAUUUCGCACUACAAGGAAAUAUAUGGGAAGACAUGAAAGACGACAGCUUCAAUCUAGAUACCUUCGGUGCCUUCAGCAACUCCCCUCUCCAGCUCUCAGACUGUGACCUGGGCACGGCUGGCCUCACCCCCGUCUCGAGUGGUAGUGAUUAUUCCUUCUCAGACUUACAGGUCACAGGCCUCUACACUACUUACACCAAGCUGGAUAAUGUAGCCUCGUCACAGUACAUGAAUGGUCAAGGCAACAAGCCCAUUGCUCUGCUUUAAGAUUCCCAGAUGCGAGGACCGAAGUAACUCAUCACAGGCCUAUUCCCUGGGAGGCCUUAGGAUAGGAUCUGAAAGCUGGAAAGCAGCUCCUUCUGCAGACCCCUGCAUCACGCAAGGUAUUUACCAGAACUCUGUGUGAUGCCAAAAUGUAUCAAGCCAGUACUAGCACGGGGUUUGUGAACACACCUCCCUCGUCAUCUUCACUGAGAUCAAAAAGGAUUUUGGCUGUUGUGAUACAAGAACGGGGAGCUGACAAAAUGGAGCGUGGAGUGCAUCAGUUAGGAAAAACUUUACUAGGACAAUUCACACACGAGUCACAUUAUGUUUCAACGUAAUCCAACCCUCAGAACUAACGUCGAGUGCAGGACUGACAUGCAGAUUCCGUCUGACCACAACAUACACAGGAGCCCAUGCACCAGCUCACUGCUCCAGCGGGCCGAGUCAGAGAUUCCGAGAACCACCUGAUCUUAUGUAUUUGUUUCUUUUUUUCCAAAGAGCCAAAUAACUGCAGCCAAACAAACAGAGAUCACAUGCUGUUUCUGGAAACGCUUGCAAUGUCAACACC
Malaclemys terrapin pileata is the source of this 2143-nucleotide messenger RNA. It is a transcript of the gene FOXN4, whose product is annotated as forkhead box N4. The coding region runs from base 37 to 1578 and encodes 513 amino acids. Lineage: Eukaryota; Metazoa; Chordata; Testudines; Emydidae. The transcript is spliced from 10 exons. Gene Ontology annotation, molecular function: DNA-binding transcription factor activity, RNA polymerase II-specific; transcription cis-regulatory region binding. Gene Ontology annotation, biological process: regulation of transcription by RNA polymerase II. The record is from RefSeq and is a predicted model, not a curated record.